This is a messenger RNA of Capsicum annuum, 749 nucleotides long. Its product is annotated as CASP-like protein PIMP1. The record is from RefSeq and is a predicted model, not a curated record. Lineage: Eukaryota; Viridiplantae; Streptophyta; Magnoliopsida; Solanales; Solanaceae. The coding region runs from base 198 to 707 and encodes 169 amino acids. The transcript is spliced from 3 exons.
GAGUUGUAUACAUUGACUUUUGAUCAAGAAAAAGUCAGACGUUUUCUAUGCAUUAUCCUUUUUUUCUAUAUAAGCAAACACAUUCUCAAAGUAUAUUCACAAAAGAGAAAACCUCUUGUUAUCAAUAAAUUUUAUUUAAUUCUUGUUUAUAUUAAAUUAUAUUUCAAGAAGAAUUUUAUUGUUCAUCGAGAAGUGAAAUGGCACCACUACCACCACCACCAACCACCAUUGUUCCGCCGUUUGUCGGCCUCAUCGUGAGGAUUCUUACGUUGAUUUGCUUGUUGAUUUCACUCAUCGUGACUGCCACCAAUACUCAUACCACUAGUGUCAAUUUUGUUGAUAUCAAAAUUAAGUCGAUGGACUUUUAUGCUUACAGAUAUUUGAUUUCUAGUGUGGUAAUUGGAAUGGCAUAUACUCUUCUACAAACUGCAUUUUCAAUUUUCAUUGUGAUCACUGGAAAUAGACUUGGUGGUGAGGGGCUUUGUCUAUUUGACUUCUAUGGUGACAAGUUUAUUUCCUACUUUCUUGCAACUGGAGCAGCAGCAAGUUUUGGUAUGACACAAGAUUUAAAGCAACUUCAAGGCAGUGAUAGUCUUAGUAAAUUUCUCAACACUUCAAAUGCUGCAGCAAGUCUUUGCCUAAUUGGAUUCUUUUUUGCUGCUGCUUCAUCAGUUUUCUCAUCUUAUAAUCUUCCCAAGAAAGCUUGAUUUAAAAAAAAAAAAAUAGUUAAUAUUUUUGAGAGAUUAAUA